AUUUGAGAUUGGCAUGCAUGAUUUCUAAACAUCAUUACAUGCAAAGGUUUUGGAGCAGAUACUGGGGGUUCUUAUUAAGUUUGUCAAGGAUCUGAAGCUGCAACAUCAGCAUCAAUAUGAUGAGUUAAGGAAAACUUGGCUAUGUAAGAGGUGUCAGACAAUGAAUGCCAAACUUAGUGUCCUUGAACAUCUUCUCUUGCGUGACACUUACACCAAGGACUCUGUUCCAGCCCUCCGUAAGAUAAGGAAUUAUCUAAUAGAAGCGACAGAAGAAGCAUCCAUUGCUUACAACAAAGCAGUCACCCGUCUACGCGAGUAUCAAGGUGUUGAUCCCCAUUUUGAUACAAUUGCUAGACAAUAUCAUGACAUUGUAAAGAAACUGGAAGGCAUGCAAUGGACGAUUCAUCAAGUUGAAAUGGACUUAAAGCGCUCACUUGAUCACUCAUCCUCUUAAUCUUUCUACACUCCUAGCAAGAUUCCAGUAAACCUUAUUUCUUUGGACUUCAUCAACCAAGGUAAUUGCUACCACAAAUUCUAACCAAAGGGAGAGACCUCAGAAGACUGGUGAUGUUGAGGGGAAUUGUGAAGAAUCUAAUGCUGGAGCUUGUAACAGUUUGCACUGUUCAUCUGUUCACCUUAUCCUAUUAGCGGAUUUACUACCGGUAACCUACAGCAGCAGCUUAGCAUCAUUGAGGUAGACUGUUGAUCCAUGUUUAUAAGAGGCUUGCUGAAAUCUGCCUCACAAACUAAGAGACAUGCCUGAGUUGUCAUUUUUUCCUCCUGGUGUGUUGUGGAAAGGUGUUGAUUAGUUUGUUACUGUUGUGUAUUCUGUGAUUUAUCUGUUUGUGACUCAGGAGAUGUUAAAUCAUUAAGGUUGUUACUGUUGCAUGAAUCUUAUUUGUAUACUUAAUUAA
This is a messenger RNA of Musa acuminata AAA Group (dessert banana), 914 nucleotides long. RefSeq names its product AUGMIN subunit 4-like. Gene Ontology annotation, cellular component: HAUS complex. Lineage: Eukaryota; Viridiplantae; Streptophyta; Magnoliopsida; Zingiberales; Musaceae. The record is from RefSeq and is a predicted model, not a curated record. Gene Ontology annotation, biological process: spindle assembly. The transcript has 7 exons. Bases 161 to 454 code for a protein of 97 amino acids. Gene Ontology annotation, molecular function: microtubule minus-end binding.